Molecule: messenger RNA, 2210 nt
Organism: Ictalurus punctatus (channel catfish)
Lineage: Eukaryota; Metazoa; Chordata; Actinopteri; Siluriformes; Ictaluridae
Exons: 4
Coding region: 191-688 (165 amino acids)
Source: RefSeq, a predicted model, not a curated record
CUAUAUGUACACUAGAUGCAGAAGAGUUUUGUGGGUUUGUACUGAAGUUUGAAUGUACACAGGUUGUUUUAUGACUUGAUACAGAGACUAUUUCCUGUAAGUGAACUCUGUGCUGAUACAGGGUUUGAUUUAACACACCGAUGUUGGAGUGAAGUAAACGUGUGUCCUGCUGUAAUCUGGAGAAGGAGACAUGACCUCCAACAUGAGUGUGUCUGGAGAACAGGACUUAAAGAGAGACGAGAGAAUGAUGGAGGGAAAGAGAUCAGACUCACCAGAACCCAGCUGUGUGUCCAUGAAGAGUGACUGGUCAAUGGAUCAUCCAUUUGACUUCAGAGACAGAGCCAAUUCUCCUGAUGUGAGACCACAACAGAAGAAAUCAAACCUCAGCAGAAAUCAGCUGGACUCCAUAUUCAAGGAGCUGGAACACAAAGUCAUCACUCUGAUAAAGAAUGAGCUGAAGAGGUUUAGGAAGCUCCUGAGUCCAGAUUACCCAGCAUGCACUGAGAGGGAGGUGGAGGAUGAGGAGGAUCUGCACACUGUCAGAGAGGGAGCACUGAAGAUCACACUGCACGUCCUGAAGAACAUGAACCACACAGAUCUCGCUCACACACUGCACAACAGUAAGAGCUCUGAGUCAUGGCUUUAUUCCGUCAGGUUCACUUCAGAGAGAGGAAAUAGUUUUAGAUAGGAACACUUUUAGUUUGAAGUUUGAGUUUAGUAUCAUGUACAUCUGCUGCUGUUCUGUUCUGUUCGUGGUCCAGCUUGUGGUGACUCUGUACAAUGGUCCUGUUCCUUCAGGAAUAUUUACUACAUGAAUCAGGAAUGAACAGCAGCAUUAGAAUUUUACAUUUAAUCCUGUGUUCAGUGAUUUUACAUUUAAACAUGUUAUUACUUUGUUUAUUAGAGUCUGUGGCCUCUGUGUAUAAGACGAGUGGGAGGAAAGAUUCUUCCUGUGCAAGGUGCUGCUCUCACUUCUUUCAGCAUAGCUCCUGGUCUCAAAACAGGUUUAGUUCAUCGUUGCUGGUGUUGUGUAGAGGAUGUUAUAUUGUGAAAGUCACAACUUUCCCCGCUCAAGGUCUUGUGAAAUAUUUGACCUUGUUUGUGACUAUAUUCACCGUGAUGCUUUCAGCAGUUACUACAUUAGUGUCCUUAAUUUUUUACUAUUUAAACAUUGUUUUAAAGUUUAUUACAGGCUCAAUGAAUGUUCUUCUCCUUCACUAGAAGAUAAAGGCCCGGUUUCACAGACAGGGUAUACAUUAAGCCAGGAUUAGGCCUUCGAUCAAUUAGGACAUUUCAGUAGCUUUUAUAAACGUGUCUUAGAAAAAUAUAUUUCUGGUGCACAUCCUGAGAUAAAACAAUGGCACUGACGUGUUUUAAGAUCCGUCCGUGCAAGUAGCUUUCAGUUAAAACAGCUCAGACAUACAUUUUAGUCUGGGACUAGGCUUAAGCCUUGUUUGUGAAACCAGGGGAAAAAAGAAGAAGGGUGUGCUUUAUUAUGCUCUCUGCAGAAUAUGACAGAAGAAAUGUGACCCACACCUAUAAUUAUAAAAAGCAGGUAGAAUUGCAGUUAGCAUGAAACCUCAAAUGUGUAGCUGGGCUGGAAAUUUAUUUUUGUAUGCAUGUAUAAUUUUUUUUCUAUUACAGAUGAACAAGCAAACAGAUUUAAAGGCUGUUGUGAAUGAUGGGUUACAGAAAUGUCUUCCUGUGUUUAUUAUUAUUUGAAGUUAUAUAUUCUGAUUUGUAAGCAAGAUUAUGAAGUCUCCUUUUGCUAAUCAUUUUACAGCAUUAUUAAAAAGUCCAUGUACACAAUGUUUAUCCCGAGUGCCUUUUUGAUGUAUUUUAUUAUCCUGCACAAAGCAAAAACACAAUCUGAGUGUAGAUGCCCCUCGUAAAUAUUAAUAUAGUAAUAGCAAAUGGACAAGUGAAGGGGCAGCAAUUGCUUUAGGCCCCGAGCUAGCAAGGGCCCCCAAAAUGCUGCAUAAACUUAUAGUUAAGAAAGUUUUAUUUUUACUUUUUGCUAAUUAAUUAUGUUUUUUCUAAAAAUGCCAUCAGAAUGCUUACUUCAUGAGUGGCGUAUUGGACUGGGUGUGGUGGUCCGCUCUGGGCCAGAAAGUCCAGGGCCACUUUUUGGCCCUGUACACGUCUGAUUAUUGCUGUUAAUGCUAAAUAACAUAAGCUGAAAUUUUAAAUAUUGAUGUUAAAACACUGAA